Molecule: messenger RNA, 435 nt
Organism: Necator americanus (New World hookworm)
Lineage: Eukaryota; Metazoa; Nematoda; Chromadorea; Rhabditida; Ancylostomatidae
Exons: 1
Coding region: 1-435 (144 amino acids)
Source: RefSeq, a predicted model, not a curated record
AUGGAGAUCCGUGACUUUUACUCUGAUCUAUUUGACAACCAUGCCCACUUGUCUCCUCACCAUUUGAGGAAAGAUGGACAUGUCAUUCAAGAGGUUCUUCCAUCUGAAGUAGGACAUGGUAUCAUUUCGGUAAGAAAUCGUAUGGCGCCCGGUCCCGAGAGGAUAAGGUUUGAACAUCUGAAUAAUCUUCCGCCAGUUCUCAUCAACACCCUGGCGAGACUCUCCACUCGUUACCCGUCCGAAUGUAAAGUCCCCAAACAGUGGAAGACCAGCGAGACCGUGUUGCCGUGUAAGAAGGGAGAUCCAUAUGACGUCGGCAACUAUCGUCCAAUCUGCUUACUGUCCGUCAUCUAUAAGUUCUUUACAAUUGUGAUCCAUAACAAGAUUGAAAAAGUGUUAGAUGAAAGACAGACAUGCGAGCAAGCGGGGUUCUGA